GACGCGUCUCACGUGACUCCAAUAGCGCGUUUAGCGCGUCUUUCACAUGCACCCCGCCUGCGGUGGCGCUCAAAACGGCACUCGCCUCUUUUGCCUUCUCCAUGGCGCUGUACGAUGCACUCCGACCUCACAACGAAAUGCUCGAUGAGCUGUACAGGGAUAACGUACAUCUGGUGUUUAGUCUUCAGAAAACACUUCUCAGAGAUGUCUUGCCCGACUUGGCCGAGGAACUAUCGCUGGAAGCUGAGGAGGCCCAGAAGUUGGAUGAAUGGUUACGUGACGUGGCAUCACUAUUUCGUAUAUUGAAGCGCCAUAGAUUCGUGAUCUCCUUCGCGCUCGAAGAUGCACGGAAGAUACUUGUGUGGCGUGCUCUCUCUUUUUCACCCGUGAUAGACUCUAUUCCUCCAUUCCUGCGAUGUUUUCCGUCCACUUGUCAUGAUCCAUUCGGGCGUCCAGUGCUAUUUACGAAAUUAGCGGCCAUGGCUGACAUCUCGCACACUUCUAAACAUGCUCUCCUACAAGGAAUGGAAUUACUGCGCAUCCACAUGGCGCAAUUGAAUACAGAUGAUCAGCGCAUGGACACGGACACAUUGCCGAUAUUUCAAUACGUUCUUCUGCUCGACAUCGGGAACAUCUCCGUACAGAAUCUAUAUCAGAAACAGGUGGACCUCCUGAAAUGGUUUGUACAGGAAGUUAUACCUUAUUUCCCGGGGAUGCUGGCGUCAGUUAUAGUUCUGAACUACUCAUGGACCCAUUCUGGCUUCUGGAAUCUAUUGAGACGAGCCCUACCAUCCUCCGCAAUGUCACGCGUGUUUUUUCCGACUGAAUCUGAGCUGCUCGAAUAUUUUUCUCCCUAUCAUCUGCCAUCAGAUUUCGGUGGUCAACUUCCACCGUUAACGGCGCUGGAUGACCCCCUGCAGGGCCACGUCAGGAGAAGCGACGACGGAGAAAAGGCAGGACGCAUAUCCGCAUUCAGCAAUGAAGCACCAAAUAUACCCCAUACCAACUCCACAAGUCAGGCCGCUGCUGGUCAAUUCCAGUCGCCCACGUCUCCUAGCAAUCCUUUCUUCGGAUAUCCCGUGCGUUACGGCACUCCGGUCCCCACCCUGCUUCACGGCCGGCGACGCAAACGGGAUUUAUUCCGCGUGCUCGCGCGAUUGUUUUGGGCACGGUGGAAGACACGCGUCGUGGUCAUCCUUGGCAUAUCCGUGGCAUUCAUCAUCCGGCGAAUAUCGCGCCGGACAUCUUGGAAGGCGAUCUAUCGCGUGUUGCAGACCGCAGUCGAGCAUGUAAUGACUAUAUGAUGCCUGGAAUGCCGAUACCGGUGGCAUGGAAAGUGGACUCCUCUCGUCCUCUCGUCCGAUUUGCGGACGCUAUCAUGACAUCAACCAGUUGUCUAGCAUACCCUUCUGUGUACCUGCCACUUUCAGUGGGUUACCAGGUGGAUAGCAGCGUCUUAGCUUGAAGUGUCUCAGAGGCUAUUGUUUCAUGCGCGGAUGACAGAUUGGAGUGUGUUUUAGCUGAUUUCGUUGCGAUGACUUACAUGUCAGAUAAUGUUGCGAAUCUAUCAAGGUGCUAAUAUGCAGCUGUAGUCAAAGACGGCACCGCCAGAUGCAUAAAAGGUUCGUUCGCACCAUACCUCGACGCAUAACCUCUC
Messenger RNA from Laetiporus sulphureus 93-53, 1657 nucleotides. Its product is annotated as CRAL/TRIO domain-containing protein. The record is from RefSeq and is a predicted model, not a curated record. The coding region runs from base 102 to 1304 and encodes 400 amino acids. Lineage: Eukaryota; Fungi; Basidiomycota; Agaricomycetes; Polyporales; Laetiporaceae. The transcript has 7 exons.